Molecule: messenger RNA, 2253 nt
Organism: Theileria parva strain Muguga
Lineage: Eukaryota; Apicomplexa; Aconoidasida; Piroplasmida; Theileriidae
Gene: ABCB27
Product: ABC transporter family protein
Exons: 8
Coding region: 273-2216 (647 amino acids)
Biological process (GO): transmembrane transport
Cellular component (GO): membrane
Molecular function (GO): ATP binding; ATP hydrolysis activity; ABC-type oligopeptide transporter activity
Source: RefSeq, a predicted model, not a curated record
UUCUGUCGCUCUUUUAUAUUUAUAAACAUAAAUGUAGUUAAAUCAAAUUGUUUUCAACUUUUCUAUAAGAUUAUUUGUAUUAAAAAGCGCUUCUUUAAUUAAAAUAUUAUUCAAUGUAGUUUGAUUCAAUAUUCUGAUGUUGUUUAUUUCUUUGUAUCGUGAUUGUAAUAUUAUAUUUUGGUAUGAAAUUUAAUACUAUUUGGUAAAACAAAUCCUUUAAAUAACUCGUAUCAUACUGUAAUAUAUAAGAAUAUUGUACCGCAUCUAUACAAAUGGGUAAUAGAGUAUCAGUUCCUAACGAAGAAGUUAUGAAAUCCUCCGACAACAUCCCAUUAUCUACCUCAGUUAUCAGAUUUGCUAGGGAAUUAGAACCUGAUGAGAAAUAUCAUUUAAUUUUGGGAAGUUUGGGCCUGAUGGCUAACGCCAUAACUAACAUGCUUUAUCCCAGAAUCAUAGGCUUACUUAUAGACUCAUCUGAUUUGUCUAAAGCUCCUUCACUUGAAAAAUGUCCGGAAUACUUCUUUCCAUUCCCUCUUUUUGCUAUCAAUAACUUAUUCUCGAAGUUUGAUGCUCUAGGGUCAGACUUCUUGUUUAACAGGAUUCUAGUGUGUUCAAUCCCGCUUUAUAUUUUAGGAAGCAUGGCUUCAUGGUUUAGAGUCUAUCACACACAAACUGCGAUAUAUUUGAUCCAAAAGAGAUAUAGAAGGAAAUCAUUUACAAAAUUGCUUUCACAAAACCUAUUUUUCUUUCAUUCGCACACCUGUAAUUACCUUUUAUCUAAGUUGCUUAGUGACUGUGAAGAGGGCCCUAAGGCUUUGGUGGAAAGCCAAAUGCAGUUUCUUAGAUGCUGUAACUCAGCCAUAGGAGGAACAUGCCACCUCUUCUCGAUUUCAGCUAAACUGGCACUUGUCAUACUCCUCUCACUUCCACUUAUGGGAGUUACAAUAAGACAGCUUUCAUCGAUGGUAAAGAGAUAUCAGACACUUAGGAAAACAAGACUUGAAAAUGUUAUGGCCAAGGCGGAAGAGGUUAUCACUGGAAUAGAGAAUGUUAUUUCAUUUGCAAAUGAGGAAUACGAAUCGGAUUCUUUUAUGAAGAGCCUGAAUGAAUGCGAUGAAGUUGCAAUUAGAGCUAACAGCUCAGAGGGGAUUAUGAUGGGGUCUAUCCUAGCCACCUUUAACCUUUCAACCCUGAUCAUGAUUUACUUUGGGUCCAAGCAAAUGAGGUCGGGUUCACUUACAGUGGGGAAAUUUGCAUCAUUUAUCAUUUACGGAAGCUUAAUAGGACUUGGAGUAUCGGGAUUGUCGAAGAUUUAUACGGACGUUGUUAGAGGCACAAAUUCUAUGCGGAGUGUGUAUGAAAUAACCGAUUUGAAGGAGCCUGAAGAGAAAUUGCUUGAACUAGAAGAGGUCAGAGGAGAUUUAGAAGUUUGUUCUUUAUUUUUCCAAUUCCCAGAGACUAAACCAGCUAAUAAAUUACAAGAUAUUGGCGAACUUCGUGAUAAUGAUGACGCUAGACAAGGCGAAUUAAAUCUUCAGACUGAAAUAAUAAAUGGCGUCUCAUUUAAGAUUAAGUCAGGGGAUGUGAUUGGGAUAGUAGGACCGAGUGGAGCAGGGAAAACAACUUUGUGUAAAUUAAUCAUGGGAAUUUACAAGCCAACCUCAGGAGAGAUUUUACUAGACUCAAAUGAUAUAAGUAACCUAAGUUCUAAAUGGCUAAGAAGUUCAGUGUUCUCAAUCUUGCACCAGGAACCGAUUCUGUUCUCGACGUCAAUUGAAGAAAAUAUGAAAUACGGAAAUAAAAAAGCCACAAAAGAACAAGUUAUAGAAGCCUCUAAACAGUGCAAUUUACACGAGUACAUAGAAUCACUGCCUUCAAAGUAUGAUACGCCAGUUGGACCUAAAGGAUGCACACUUUCUACUGGACAAAAACAAAGAAUAGCCCUAGUCAGAACAAUAUUGAAGGAAUCAAAGAUAUUAAUACUGGAUGAGCCAACAUCAAGCCUAGAUGGUUACUCAGAAGAGCUGGUAACACAAGCAAUUGAAAUGGCGAGAAAUGAAAAAACGCUUAUCAUAGUCACACAUAACCAAGAAAUAGUUAAGAAAGUGGAUAAAGUAUUGGUGCUAAAUAGAGGAAUGGAAUAUUUUGGAAAUGUAGAAGAAGCAAAAGUAAACAGUCCAACUUUUAACCUCAUUUUCCCUAAUAUAGUAACUUAAAUUAUGAAGAAUACUGAUUAAAUUUAUACAAGUGUUU